Molecule: messenger RNA, 432 nt
Organism: Dovyalis caffra
Lineage: Eukaryota; Viridiplantae; Streptophyta; Magnoliopsida; Malpighiales; Salicaceae
Source: the annotation of a GenBank genome assembly
AUGGAGGCCGGGGAGGCCAUUUUCCGAACUCGGGGUGGUGGAAGUAUUUUGGAGGAAUCUUGGGAUAGGAACGGAAGGUGGGAGAGGCUUGACGAUUGGUGGUUUUUGUUUUGGCUUGUUGAUGGGCACCGGAGGUGGCUUAAAGACUCGGUGGCUUUGGCUUUGGUUUGUAGAUUGGAACGGGAGGAGGCUUUAAAGUGGUGGUUUUACCUUUGGUCGAUUGGAAUGGGAGGGGUUGAAAACUUGUGGUUUUGGCUUUGGCUUGUAGAUUGGAACAGGAGCGGGCAUGAAAACCGUCGACUUUGGCUUUGGCUUGUAGAUUUGAACAGGUGGUGGAAGUGGCUUCUUGUAGAAUGGAACUGGUCGGGGUGGAGGGAAAACCUUCGAAGGGAGGGGAGGAAAGACCUUAGGCGGGAACGGUAUGGAUGGUGA